CAGUUCCCACCCAGUAUCCCCCUCAUCCACCCCCCUUUUCACAUCAGGUGACAGCAAGCAGCCUUCCAGUCCUCACGUCCCUUCUCUCACUUUAGCUCCGGAGAGGGCAACGUCUUACACAGACCCCCAACAGGGAAACCAGAAAGGCUCUGUGAGGUGGUGGCAUCCACCACAAGAAGCUGUCAACCAUUGUCUUCAACCUGCGUCGGGAUCAGAGGAGACUUGUGGAACAGAGUGGAGAAAGCCAGCCACAUCAUGGCAUCCCCGACACCCGCACUCCCACAGUCCUUCACUCCAGGGACCGACAGUGUCUUCUCUGACCUGUCUGGCUUCUACUCCCUAGACUCCAAUGUCCCUGGGCUCUCAAAAGUGAUUCUUGAUAAACUCAACAUGAAGGACUAUGGAGAUUACAGGGCUGCUGUUGAAGGAAAGAUUAAGGGAAUCUCAUUCCGCAACUACAAGGAGAUGUUCCAAAGGCUGGAAGAUACCUUCAAGUUCUGCACAGGCUGCAACAAACUCCCCAAACAUCUGACUGAGGGAAACACCCUAAAGCGCUGUGUGAAGUGCUUGAAUGUGUACUACUGCACAAAAGACUGCCAGACACAGGACUGGCCCCAGCACAAAAAGGUCUGCAAGACCCUUCGACUGGUGGCUGUUGACAGACUUGUGGAAUGGUUGAUGUUCACAGGAGAUCUCCCAUUCCCCACAGAGAAGUGGUCCAUGUCACCUGCUGAUGUGAAGAGCUGGGACGACUGGCUUUCUAUGCAGGUGGACCUCGCCAAACAUCUGGACAAAGUUGUGUCUGGUUCCAGCAUGGCGACACUUUGGAAGAACGUCAGUAGGCCCAAACCAGAUGACGAGGAUUUAAGAAAGUCAUUAUGGCGAAUUCAGAGCGAGUUCCUCUCUCGAGUUCUCACAGUUGGAACAGCCAUCCAGCGCUUUGGCUUGGACCCAUAUGUUAAGCCACUCACUGUUCACCUAGCUGGAGCUUCCCACAGUGAGACAAUGGGAGCCAGGUUGACGGACUACGACGAGCUGAGCCACAUGUUCCCAGGACACCAGGGCAUAGAGGUAGUGAUGGUGGGACCAGAGGUGGUGGACGGCCCCAUCACGAGGCCUCCACUCAGAGCCUUUGGACCCAAACAGAGGGUCUACAUCAGCACCUAUAAGGGCCUCUACCACCAGUUCUGGGAGGAUGUUGUUGAGAAGGAGGAAGCAGCCAAGCCAGACCUGGUGAUCACUUUUCAUCCUGGGUUCCACGCCAACCAGGGUUUGGUAGAGGGCUGGCUGCCCACCCUCCUUCUGCUCAGGGACUACAACAUCCCUUCUUUCCUCACCAUGUUUAGUGAGAUGGAGCUCAAGUAUUCAUUGCAGAUCCUUUUGGAGCUGGAGAUGCACAUCAGAGAGAGUGGACUCAAUCCGUUCGCCUCACAGAAACCGGAGCAGGUCCAGUCCAGUCCCAACAAACCCCCCGUCUACUGCAACUCUUAUUACAUCUGCCUCCAGGGUCUGCUGCCUCAGGAGGACUCACACACACCAGGUGCUGAGAGUUAACAGCCCACCAUUAGGCCCAUUAAUGACAAUCUGAGCUUUUAUGAUGUCCUGAGGUCUGCUGGGGGUGUGUGUGUUCCACUUAACUCGGCUGCCACACAAAUACAGACUGAUGCUGAUUAGUUUGAGAAUGUACCGUUGCUGCUUCUAAUGAAUCCUCAGUCCCACCCUUUGAAUUGCAAUGCAAUAAAUUAAUGAGGCAGAUUAAAGCAAUCCCUCCAAGCUAAUUUUCUUUGAUGGUGUCACCAGGAGGCCCCAAAGGUUUCUUCUCUGCUGGCGCCCUGAGCUAACGUGGUUGUUGGAUUCAAAGGGUCACUGUUAUGCACGCAUAAUGAAACCACAAUUAGUUCUGUCAUCACUUGACAGCUUCCUGUGAUUCGUUCCGCAGAUAAAGCAAUUCCCAAAUCUCAGUACAGCUGCAUGGCGGCAGAUCAUACGCAUACUAAUGUGAUGUGAUCUAAGACGUUUAUGACCACUAUUAUUAUUGACAUUCAUUACCACUAUUAAUAUUGUUGUUGUUGUAAUAUCACUCUGUUAACUAAACUCUGGAGGAUUUACAUGAACAUGUUUGUAGGAACUGACUGUAAAUUGUUUCAAAAGCUUAGAUUUGAUAUUUUUCUGUAUUAUUUAGCAGAACCAAAACACAGUAUACCUACUUCGCCUAAUUUAGUCUAAAAUCAAACAAAAGCAAGUAAAAUGUUUACAAUUUCAUUCAUUUCAUUUGAGCUCACGCUCUUUAUUAUAUUAUAAAAUACUGGGCAAGAUGGAGUACUUGUUCUUUACUGCCACAUUAAAAAGAGGCACUAUAUGAGUCCCAGAUCAUUACCAGAAGCUGGUUCUAUGUGUUAGAGUUCAUUUGUCUGUAAAUGGCACCGCUCCAGCGAUAAAGCUAAUUAAAUAUGUAUUAGGGGACGACCCAGGUGGCUCAUCUGUGUUAUCAAGAAGAUCAACACAAGGGAUGUUAAUGCCACUUUAGCAUAAUCUCUGAAUCAAUAGUAAACAUUUCUUCAUUGUUUUCCUAGUGAUCACAUUUUACAAGUGUGUAUAAAUGGGUGCCGUGAACAUAUUCCAGUAGGAGAUGGUAAAAAUAAAUGAUUGUGUCUGAAGUA
Molecule: messenger RNA, 2660 nt
Organism: Nothobranchius furzeri (turquoise killifish)
Lineage: Eukaryota; Metazoa; Chordata; Actinopteri; Cyprinodontiformes; Nothobranchiidae
Gene: mss51
Product: putative protein MSS51 homolog, mitochondrial
Source: RefSeq, a predicted model, not a curated record